This is a messenger RNA of Haemonchus placei, 813 nucleotides long. The record is from the annotation of a GenBank genome assembly. NCBI's taxonomy places the organism in Eukaryota, Metazoa, Nematoda, Chromadorea, Rhabditida, Trichostrongylidae.
AUGUCGAUCAACCAUACAAGAAGAUGUGUGAAGAAAGAGAAUGAAGAAUUACGAGAGAAGGCCGAGCCGUUCUUGUGGUGCCACUGCGAAUUUGGGCAAGGAAUGGCGAAUGCAAUGGAAUCAGGUGCUCUUCUGGAGCAGAUAGAGAGCAUAGAAUCCCCAAAGGAUCAGGAUCAGCUGCCUAGACGCUCGUCAAAUCGUCUUAGAAAAAAGCAGGUCGAGCAGAAGGACUUCUCCAAACUGCCGCCAAAAUAUGCCGGGCUUCCUUCUCCAUCGAUGAGAUUUUGUGACUACGUCAUCAACGAGCUUCUGAAUUCGAAAUACGAGCCGAUCAACUGGCUCAUUGAACUACCAACCGUCAAGAAGAAGCUGAAUCACAGACAAUACGCCAAUGCGGAAGAGUUUGCCAAUGAAAUUAGAACGCUAUGCAUGAAUCCGAUCGACGCUGCACUCACAGAUGAAUGCCUCUCACUAUUGCAGAUCUUCGAUAAGCUUUGGUUAUAUUUGCCACCUGAUCCCGAAGAGAGAAACUCAACCUUCAUGAAUGUUCUAGAUGUGGAACAGGCCGAUGCAUUCCACCCAAGCACAUAUCCAGCGGAGCCGAGAGAAGGAAAGAAUGCUCAACGUCUACACACAGAUGUUCAUGCAUCAGUCCUCAGGAACGUGAAGAACAAGCAAAUAGUCGUUAAGAAAACAGGCGAGAAGGCUCUCAUGGCUCAGCAUCAUUCCUACGCUGAUCCAGAUGAUUGUGUGCCUGUUGCCUCACCUCACCACGCGCAUUCUGAGAUGGUGCGUUACAUUUUGUUUCAUUAA